AUGUGUGUGGGGCAGCAUAAUGAUGCAAAAGAAAGGAAUAAUUUACGAAGCUAUCGUCAAUUCGAGAAAAUUGGCGAAGGAGCAUAUGGUGUUGUUUAUAAAGCUAUUCAUAAACAAACACAAAAACCGGUAGCAAUAAAAAUGAUUCGUUUGGAACAUCGGGAAGAAGGUAUUCCGGCUACAACUUUACGCGAGAUUGCCCUUCUUCGUGAACUGAUACAUCCAAACAUUAUUUGUCUCCAAGGGGUUAUAAUGGAGGAAUGUCGCAUAUACCUGGUUUUUGAAUACAUUGAUAUGGAUUUGCGUCGAUACAUUGAUUUGCUUCCUGAUAACGAGCUGAUGAAUAAAACUGAGCAAAAAACUUUUUUAUACCAAAUAUUGCAAGGCAUUUGUUUUUGCCAUCAGCGCCGUGUUAUGCAUCGCGAUUUGAAACCACAAAAUUUACUGGUUGAUGCCAAUGGUAUUUUAAAGCUCGCUGACUUUGGCCUUGCAAGAACAAUUGGUAUUCCAUUACGAGCCUAUACUCAUGAGGUUGUCACCUUAUGGUAUCGAGCACCAGAGAUACUACUUGGUGCGGAAUGUUAUACGUUAGGAGUUGAUGUGUGGAGCAUUGGAUGCAUAUUUGCUGAAAUGGCUACAAAAUUACCACUUUUUGAGGGUGACUCAGAAAUCGCUCAGAUAUUUUCCAUUUUUAGCAUUUUAUCAACGCCAACGGAAGAAAUCUGGCCUGGAGUAACAUUAUUACCGGAUUAUCAGGAAGAAUUUCCUCAAUGGAAGCAUUGUAUUCUUGACAAGGUUCUUGGCAAAUAUAUGGAUUCUAAUGAUUUGGAUAUCUUAAAGGCAAUGAUAACGUAUGAUCCAGCACGUCGAAUCUCAGCAAAACAACUUUUAAUGAAUCCUUAUUUCGAAGAUAUCGAUUGGGAAAAAAUGAAGAAAUUAUUCGAUUAA
This is a messenger RNA of Loa loa (African eye worm), 948 nucleotides long. Its product is annotated as CMGC/CDK/CDC2 protein kinase. The record is from RefSeq and is a predicted model, not a curated record. The transcript has 8 exons. The coding region runs from base 1 to 948 and encodes 315 amino acids. NCBI's taxonomy places the organism in Eukaryota, Metazoa, Nematoda, Chromadorea, Rhabditida, Onchocercidae. Gene Ontology annotation, molecular function: RNA polymerase II CTD heptapeptide repeat kinase activity; cyclin-dependent protein serine/threonine kinase activity; ATP binding. Gene Ontology annotation, cellular component: nucleus. Gene Ontology annotation, biological process: mitotic G2 DNA damage checkpoint signaling; protein phosphorylation; G2/M transition of mitotic cell cycle.